AUGCCUAAUCAUAACCAUGUUUGCUUGAUCACUAAACUAUUCGUGCAGUUGUCAUCAGAAGGGUCAGCCCAUGAUGAGAUAGAUUUUGAGUUUUUGGGUAAUUCAAGUGGCUAUCCUUACACUCUUCACACCAAUGUGUUCAGCCAAGGCAAGGGCAACCGAGAACAGCAAUUUUUCCUAUGGUUUGACCCUACAGCCGAUUUCCACACCUAUUCCAUCCUUUGGAACCCACAACGCAUCAUCUUCUUUGUUGAUAAUACACCCAUCAGAGAAUUCAAGAAUGCAGAGUCAAGAGGAGUACCAUUCCUAAAAAACCAACCGAUGAGGAUAUACUCCAGUCUCUGGAACGCUGACGAGUGGGCCACUCAAGGCGGUCGAGUCAAGACGGACUGGACUCUAUCUCCAUUCACGGCCUCAUACAGAAACUUCAGUGCCAAUGCUUGCAUUUGGUCUUCUGGAGCAUCUUCUUGCAGUUCAAGUUCUUCAUCUUCAACCUCUGGCACCAGGGCAUGGUUCAGACAAGGGCUAGAUGCAAAAAGUCGGGUGAAGUUGAGAUGGGUGCAAAAGAACUACAUGAUUUAUAACUACUGCACGGACACAAUGAGAUUUCCAGAAGGUAUAGCUCCAGAAUGCGGUAUGAAUUAGAGAAAGUGAAAUGAUAUAUGCUUUUUCUUUUUUUAGGCUAUUAUCUGUGGCCAU
Molecule: messenger RNA, 699 nt
Organism: Ilex paraguariensis (yerba mate)
Lineage: Eukaryota; Viridiplantae; Streptophyta; Magnoliopsida; Aquifoliales; Aquifoliaceae
Source: the annotation of a GenBank genome assembly